UCAGCUUGUUGCUCCCAAAACCAGAGCCACCAGAGGGCGAGAGGAUCACUACACGCCACAACCAAGUCCGAGAUUGAGCUGCGCUUCAUACCGUGCUGGCGUGCUGCACUGCACGCACAACGCAACGUCUCCGUUUACUCUGUCAAUCUACUUACUCGGCUGCAUCAGUUAAAUUCUUCAAGAAAAGCAUCAGACAAGGGAACAAACGAAAGUCUCGAGAGAUGCUUGUCAAUGGAAGAUAAUCUACGACGCUCUUUCAAGAUACUGGUAGAGAACAUUUGAAAUAUGGAUUCGGACUCAGAAAGCCAGGAUAGCGACGACGGACGACGCUUCCGAUUUGAGACCACACGAAAGGAUGCGACAUCUCUACCCAAGAGAAAAAUUUCGCCACAACGAAGCAGACACACCGAACAACGUCGGUCCCGUUCCAGGGACAGGAGUUCCAGAGACGACAGGUCGAGGCACUCCAAGGACGACCACUCGCGCAGGAACCGAUCACCCAACGACAGGGACACGAACAACAGACACUCGACGAAGGACCGGAGCUCGAAGGAUUCAAAGAACAGCAGCAGGGAUUCGAGCUCUCGAAGGCAGCCGCACGAGAAAGACUCUCGCAGUCACCGUACGAAAGACUCCUCCAGAGGCUACGACUCCAAGGAGUCGAGGGACAGCAAAGACCGCGACAGCAAGCACAAGAGCAAAGCUCGCGAGAAGCACAAAAAGCACUCACGCGACAGGAGUCGCGAGAGGAGCAGUCAAAUCGAGGAGGCUCCAAAAAAGGAGGACAAGGUAUUGGACUCCAUUUCCGUGGAGACGGAGGAGAUCAGACCAAGAACCAUGAAAAGGCAGCGUACGGGGGACAGCGAGAAGGUAAAUCUUAAAAGUGUGCAGGAGAAGCCGACUGAGUUGGCUAGUAGUAAUCCUGUAGCCCUUUCAGAUAUCGGUGUGAGCCGGACGUCCGCUACGGUAGACGCUGCUCCAGCUCGCAAAAAGCCUAAGUCGUUUUUCGACAGAAUUGUAAAUAAAGGUGACAACGGCGAGGAUAGCUCGCUUUACGGGCCCUCGUUGCCGCCGAGUCUGGAGAAAAAAAUGUUGAACGCCAGGGAGGCGGAAGUAGAGACUUUAAAAUAUGUUGAGAGAGCCGAGACUCCUCGAAAGCCAGAGGUUGACGAUAGUGCGGGUGUAAUUGGACCGGCUCUUCCUCCGGGUUUGAAACCCGCGUCUCCAGUGCAAAAAGACGAAAGUAGUUCUAGUGAACGCGAUGAAAAAGACGUUGAUCGUAAUGAAAUGGAAGUGGAAGAGGAAGAGGAUGACGACGAUGACGCGUUCGGUCCAGCCCUACCUCCACACUUGGCAAACAGGCGUGAAAUCGUUGGUCCCGUGCUGCCUAAAGAUUUUGUUCCUAGUGAUACGCGCGAGACAAUACAAAGCUCAAAGUCCGAUGAAGAGAAACAAAUCGACGAAGAUGACGAUGACGAUGACGUUGUGGGUCCUUUACCUCCUGAUCAUCCUGCUGCAAGAGGUAGCUACGUACAAAUGCAACUCGAGCACAGAGCGCGACAAGUCAAGGAGAAAUUUAGGAACAAAACUAGUCCAGAAAAAAAUAAACGUGAGGAAUGGAUGACCGAACUGCCGCCAGCUCACGCUGUGGCCUUGGGCUUGGGCUCGAUACCUCGUAAAUUUAAGACUAGCGAAGGUCCUGACCUGUCCGACCGAUCAAUGUGGACGGAUACACCGGCGGACAGACUUCGAAAGGAAAAGGAAAAGGAAGAGAACCGAUUUGUUCCAUCUGAUGAGUCACGUAAGAAGUCGAAGAAAUCGAAAGACAAAGAUGCUGUAGAAACGAACGUUGAAGAGGAAAAACAAGAAUCUUUAUUGGAUAUGCAUCUGAAGAACCUGAAGAAAAAGAAGAAGAAACUGGAGAAAGAAGCAAAGGAAUUGGGAUUGUCGACUCGAAGACCUUUUGAUCGGGAUAUCGAUUUACAAGCGAAUCGUCUGGACGAAGCAAGGAAAAAGAAGAUUUUUCAAAAAGCCAGUCGUCUUAACGAUAGAUUCACGGCAGGGAAAAUCUAACGGUUAAUUGUACAUUUUAUAUAUCAAUCGUAUUGUAAAUUUGACAUUGCUUAAGACUAGAGAGUACUGAAACAGACUUAUUUUACAGUUUUACAUAAUUUUCGUGCAUUGAAAAUCUAUUUUGUUUCAGUUACUCAUUACUUUGUUUUUUGUAAAUGUAUAGAAUUGAAAGUCUCUGUCUAAAAAAUUACAUGACAAGAGCUUGAUUUUCUAGUUUUAGGUUGCGCUCUUUGAAUUCUCAAAUUACAUGUUUAUUUAAUGCGUAACAUGUAUGCGUAAGUCUUACAAUAUGUAUACAACAGUAAGAAUCAUACAGUGCUUAAUGAGUUUUUCUCGACAGGCCUUCUUAUUAGUGUUACUUUUUGUAUAUUCUUAAUAAAUGAUAAUGAGACAAGACAUUGAAGUUACAGAGUAAAGUCUGAAUAAGAUAAUACUCGUUUUCGAGAACCUUGGAACUGCUGAAACUAGUUGAACAUUGUAAAAGUGUAUGAUAACACUGGACAAAAAUAAAUAUGUUGAUGAAUGGUUGUUAUCAAAUAAACUUCUUUUAGAUAAAAAAAAAUAA
This is a messenger RNA of Nasonia vitripennis (jewel wasp), 2638 nucleotides long. RefSeq names its product GPALPP motifs-containing protein 1. The record is from RefSeq and is a predicted model, not a curated record. The coding region runs from base 286 to 2073 and encodes 595 amino acids. The transcript is spliced from 5 exons. Lineage: Eukaryota; Metazoa; Arthropoda; Insecta; Hymenoptera; Pteromalidae.